Molecule: messenger RNA, 219 nt
Organism: Fonticula alba
Lineage: Eukaryota; Rotosphaerida; Fonticulaceae
Exons: 1
Coding region: 1-219 (72 amino acids)
Biological process (GO): rRNA base methylation
Cellular component (GO): small-subunit processome; nucleolus
Molecular function (GO): rRNA binding; rRNA (pseudouridine) methyltransferase activity
Source: RefSeq, a predicted model, not a curated record
AUGAAUCACCGCGCCGAGAAGGUGGUCCGGAUCAACGACUGGGUCAAGACCCUGCCCGAUGGGGAGCCCUUCGUGUUUGUGGUGGGCUGUUUCGCGCACGGCGUCAUCCAGGAUGACUAUGUCGAUGAGAUGGUCUCGGUCAGUGAGUAUGAGCUGUCGGCCUCGGUGGUCCUGGGGAAGAUUUGCUGUGCCUUCGAGGACUUCUGGGGCGUCCUCUGA